AUGUAUACCGAUUUAGAGGAUAAUGAAAACAGAUUUUAUACUAAUAGUGAUGUGAUCCUGGAGGAAGGGACGUUAGGCUCGUCGCUGGGGCGCUCUAGUCGGCGAACACAUGAGAAAGGUGAGGAUGUUCAGGAUCCAGUUUUCUUCAAUGUUCAUGAGGUGACAGAGUCAUACUUUGCGGAUAUUACUAAUCCUACUGUAUUUAGGGACCAUGAUGAGGACCAUAGCUUGUGUGUUACCCAUUUCAUGAACGUGUACGCUUCGCAGGACUCCAGACUGUUUGAGGAGACCCGCGUCGUAAGAAUACCGAGGAGGUUCGAUAUGGGUAAUAGGUGGUACCCUAUGUUCAGCGACUUGCUGCCUGGAUCAGAGCCCGGUGCCAUAUUACAUGACACCGAUGGGCUGCAAUUCGUACCAAGGGGUAUUACUCAGGAUGGAAAUGUAUACGGCUAUUCCAGUGUGUCGCCAUUGUCUUUGUACUUAACACAGCAACAUUUCCAGGAGAUAGUCACUACGAUAAACGACAUACUACUUGCUACGUACUCCACGUACGGUUUCUAUAACAUAUUAAACAUUAUAUUAGAGGUAUUCACGUUGGGGUUGUGGAGCUACGUGUGCAAAAGGAUCAACUACGCAUUAUCCAUUGAUCCCAUGAAAAGACUAGACGUCUAUGUACGUGAGCUUAAUGCUUCCCCUGCAUUUGUUGAGGCCCAGAUCAAAUUGAUCAACCCAAGAGACUCAGGUUUCCUGUCUUUAGACUUCCAAAUACCGAAACCUAAAAGCAUAAGCACGCAAUAA
Messenger RNA from Nakaseomyces glabratus, 798 nucleotides. RefSeq names its product Shr5p (gene SHR5). Gene Ontology annotation, cellular component: endoplasmic reticulum palmitoyltransferase complex. Gene Ontology annotation, biological process: protein targeting to membrane; peptidyl-L-cysteine S-palmitoylation. NCBI's taxonomy places the organism in Eukaryota, Fungi, Ascomycota, Saccharomycetes, Saccharomycetales, Saccharomycetaceae. The record is from RefSeq and is a predicted model, not a curated record.